AUGCCCUCGCUGCCUUAUAAAUACAUUGAGGAAAAAAUUUCUUUGCCCGAAACCACUCCUCAUAAAUUAGCCGAAAAAUUGACUUAUUAUGGUUUAGAAACCGAAGUAAUUAAAUACAAAAAUAGUUUUUAUCUCAAAUUUGACCCUUUUCCAAAUCGACCAGAUUUAUUUUCAUGGCAAGGAAUUAUCGGUGAAAUAGGAAUUUUACUUAAUCGUAAAGUUAAUUUAAUUAAUUUCUCGGCGAUAAGUGAAAAAAAUGAAAAGUUGAUGGAGAUAAUAAUUGCUACUCCUAAUUGCCGUGAAUUUCAUUUGGGUCUAAUCAAAAAUAUUAAAGUCGGUGAAAGCCUUGCGUGGAUAAAAGAAAGUUUGGAAAUUAACAAUAUCCGUUCAAUUAAUAACCUAGUAGACAUUGCUAAUUUAGUAAUGUUGGAAACCGGACAACCGAUUCAUAUUUUAGAUUAUGAUAUUUUGCCCGAAAGCAAAAUGGUAGUGCAUCAAGUUCAAGGAAAAGAGGAAAUAAACACCCUCCAAGGGCAAAAAUUAACUCUUAAUUCCGAAGACAUAGUAAUCAGUUCGGGAGGAAAAAUUAUUGAUUUAGCGGGGAUAGUUGGAGCCAAAGAAUUCGCUUUAACUUCCCAAUCAAAAAAUAUUCUAAUUGAAUGUGCCGAUUUUAAUCCUAAUUCCAUUAAAAAAACUACUAAACGCUUGAAUAUUUCGACAACCGCUAGUCAAUUUUUUGGUCGGAAAACUAAUAUAAUUUUCUCACCAAAGCAAGUUCUUCAAAGAGUAAUUUCCCUUAUUAUUGAGACUUGCCGAGGAGACUUAAUAAGUUCUGAAAUAAUUUUUUCUUACCAAACCGAAAAAAAAAUCUCCUCGGUAAUCGCCAUUAGCCAGGAAUUCAUUACCAAAAAAGUCGGGCAAAAUCUAAUGGUGCCAGUAGUUGAAAAUAUUUGA
Molecule: messenger RNA, 954 nt
Organism: Funneliformis geosporum
Lineage: Eukaryota; Fungi; Glomeromycota; Glomeromycetes; Glomerales; Glomeraceae
Source: the annotation of a GenBank genome assembly